Messenger RNA from Salvia splendens (bonfire salvia), 1272 nucleotides. RefSeq names its product protein ROH1-like. The record is from RefSeq and is a predicted model, not a curated record. Lineage: Eukaryota; Viridiplantae; Streptophyta; Magnoliopsida; Lamiales; Lamiaceae.
AUGCCGACCACCGACAACCAAGGGUCCUUCCUGAACCUGAUCAGCAUCCGGCGCAACCAGGUGACCACCGACCCCGUCCACGACCAAGAACAAGAUGACUUCGACCUCUUCCAAAAGCACAUCUCCAUCCGCUUCUCCGACCUCCUCUCCCCCCCCUCCCCUUCCCCUUCCGAGUCCUCCACCCCCCCUCCCCCCCUCCUCUCCAUCUCCUGGCUCCGCAACCUCCUCGACGCCUUCCUCUGCUGCGAGGCCGAAUUCAAAGCCCUCCUCAUCUCCGGCCGCGACCCCUCCUCCCUCUCCAAGCCCCCUCUCGACAAACUCAUCCCCGACCUCCUCGACCGCCACCUCAAGGCCCUCGACAUCUGCAACGCCGUCUCCCACGCCCUCGACCUCCUCCGCCACUGGCACCGCCUAUCCCUCAUCGCCGUCUCCUCCCUACGCCGCCACCCCUUGGGCGAGGGCCAGGUCCGCCGCGCCAGGAAGGCCCUCUCCACCGUCCUCACCUCAAUGGCCGUCGACGAUCAGAGCCACGCCUCCGGCGGCGGCUCCUCCUUCCACCGCCGCGCCCCGGUGGCCAAGAACUUCCGCUCUUUAUCAUGGGCGGUGGCGAGGUCGUGGUCGGCGGCGAAGCAGGCGCACGCGAUGGGGGCGAACCUGGUGGCGCCGCGGGGGGCGGAGGUGACGUCGCUCCCCAUGCCGAUAUACAUCAUGAGCAACGUGGUGGUGUUCGUGAUGUGGGCGCUGGUGGCGGCGGUGCCGUGCCAGGACAGGGCGGGGCUGGCGACGCACCUGCCCGUGCCGAAGCAGCUGACGUGGGCGCAGCCGAUGAGCAGCCUGGUGGAGAAGAUCGGGGAGGAUUGGAAGAAGAAGGAGAAGAAGGGAGGGGCGGGCUUGCUGGAGGAGAUACAGAGGAUGGAGAGGGUGGCGCAGUGGCUUGUUGAUUUGGCGGAUUCGUUUAUGUUCCCCUUGGAUGAGGAUAAGGCGGUGGAGCUGGCGGCGCAGGUGGCCGAGCUGGAGGAGAUAUGCGCCAAGAUGGAGGAGGGGCUGCUGCCGCUGCAGCAGCAAGUUAGGGAGGUGUUUCAUAAGAUGGUCAGGAGUAGAGCUGAUGUGCUUGAAGUUCUUGAUCAAGCUGGCAAAUCAUCCAUACCAGUUCCUUACUAAUCUUUUUUUUCAUGAAAGCAUAAGAUGUUAGUUAGUUAUUUUGUAUACAUUUUUGUUUUGUUAUACUUGUCUGAUUGAGUUUUCAAGAAGAAGAAAAUAUAACAUUGUAGU